AUGGCGUCUAUACCCGAGCCCAUUUUUGCUCUUGCGCUUCGAAUCUUCGCACUCGCCUGUAUCCACAGACACUUCAUCGCGGCUUCUCCUCGAGAGCUGCUGGGCUUUCACCUAGGCGGUCUCUCUCUUUCCGUCUCCUUUUCCAUGUCUGCUGACGGCUGUCAUAUCAACGCACAUCAAGCCACACCUGUACGUCCUCACAGCCUCGCUCAGUCUGUGAGGCUGCUCCGGCGCGAGGGCAAGUGCCACAGGAUGCUCGGAAACUUGGACACCGCCGCUGGAGAUGCUCUGCGCAGCUUCCACGACGCGCUAGAUCAAGCCCAGCAGUCGCUCCAGCGAGAUGAGGGGCGCCUCCGCGCAACGGAGCAGCUGCUAAGCGAUUUGAUGCUAGAGGUGGACUGCCUCAAAGCGGACAGCGCCCCCAACAGCGCCACUCUCCAGCGACGGGAAGCACUUCAAGCGGAAAAGCUAAAGAUGCUGCAUCACACGCGGCAUCAACGCGAGGCCAUUGCCGCGACGGCGGCCCACAUCCAGCAUCUGAAAGAGCCCCGCGUGAAACUCACCGAGCGGGUGGAUGCGCUAAAAGUGGACGUCAAGGCGCUUCGUCGACAGUACGGGCUUCGAGCGGCACAGGUACACGCAUUCAUUGCGCAGUUUUUGCAGCCGCAGAACAGCCUGGAAAAUCUUCGAUGCCAGCUUGCGCGACUCCAGCAGGGGCGUGUCUCCCAAGCAGAGGCCUUACGGGCGUCCAAGCGGCAUCUGGAGGAGCUAAAAGCAGAGUUGGCAGCACUCAAGGCUGCCGACCGGCUUGAUACGACCACCGGUCCAAACGGAAACUCCAUCGUAGGCAAUGACCAACAUCUGGAAACCAAGCGCGACCAUGAAGUUGCUGCAGUGUCAGGACUAGCUAGCGACGGCAACGGGGAAGAGCUAAACGCUGAGGACAGCGAGUGCGCUGGGAGUGUGCCUGCUCCCAGUGAAGCAGAUAGGCGCUCUGAGGCGACGAGGCGGCGGUCUGAGCAAGCGGCUGCCCACAAAGCCGCUGAGGCUCAGCAGGCUGCAGAGCAGGCGAGGCUCGAGGCCGUCUGCGUGGAUCUGAAACAGCAGGUCUUGCUGCUUUGCCAAGAGAUUGAGGGGGCCGACGCAGCGCAGCAGCGAGAGCACAAGGCGUACCAUGAUGCGUUAAAUGACGCCGCCAGUGGAGCUGGUGGAGGUGUGCUCCGGCAGUGCCAGAGGUGCGCGUGCGACCUUUUUGAAGGCUUCUCGUGA
Messenger RNA from Leishmania major strain Friedlin, 1269 nucleotides. RefSeq lists its product as hypothetical. NCBI's taxonomy places the organism in Eukaryota, Euglenozoa, Kinetoplastea, Trypanosomatida, Trypanosomatidae. The transcript has a single exon. The record is from RefSeq and is a predicted model, not a curated record. The coding region runs from base 1 to 1269 and encodes 422 amino acids.